AUGAACAUAUUAUUAUUAUUAUUAUUAUUAUUCUCAUUUAAUGAGCAUAGCUUGUGGCAGAUUAUGAAGGAUUCUUGCUUGGUAUAUAUUAAAACUGCCUGGCCCACUGUCCUUCAUGGUUCUCCUCGCGUAUGUUCUUGA
This is a messenger RNA of Spirodela intermedia, 141 nucleotides long. The record is from the annotation of a GenBank genome assembly. Lineage: Eukaryota; Viridiplantae; Streptophyta; Magnoliopsida; Alismatales; Araceae.